ACCGUUGAUUUGGAGGGUGCUGUUGGUGUUCUUGUCGCCUGCGGAGGGGAGUGGCUGACGCCGCGGUCUUGUUUGAAGAGGUUCCGUCCGAGAUCCGGCGAAGAUGCAGCAGGAUCAGCGCAAGAAGAGUUCCGCGGAGGCCGAGUUUUUCACGGAGUAUGGCGACGCAAGUCGAUACAAGAUCCAGGAAAUCGUUGGCAAGGGCAGCUACGGUGUCGUGUGCUCUGCAAUAGAUGUCCACACCGGAGAGAAAGUGGCGAUAAAAAAGAUACAUGAUAUCUUUGAGCACAUCUCUGAUGCUGCGCGGAUUCUCCGCGAGAUCAAGCUUCUUAGGCUCUUGAGACAUCCUGACAUUGUUGAGAUAAAGCAUAUCAUGCUACCGCCAUCGAGAAGAGACUUCAAAGAUAUAUAUGUUGUUUUCGAGCUCAUGGAGUCUGAUCUCCACCAAGUUAUAAAGGCCAACGAUGACUUGACCAAGGAGCAUUACCAGUUCUUUCUUUACCAGUUACUCCGGGCUCUCAAGUACAUUCACACUGCUAACGUUUAUCACCGGGACCUAAAGCCAAAGAAUAUACUGGCAAAUUCUAACUGCAAACUGAAAAUUUGUGAUUUUGGAUUGGCACGAGUUGCAUUCAAUGAUACCCCGACAACAAUCUUUUGGACGGACUAUGUUGCAACAAGAUGGUAUAGAGCUCCAGAGCUCUGCGGGUCUUUCUUUUCAAAGUAUACACCAGCUAUUGAUGUCUGGAGCAUUGGAUGCAUCUUUGCUGAGGUUUUGACAGGGAAACCUUUGUUUCCUGGUAAAAAUGUUGUACAUCAGUUAGAUUUGAUGACAGAUCUUCUGGGCACACCGUCCAUGGAUACAAUUUCUCGGGUCCGGAAUGAGAAAGCAAGGAGGUAUCUGAGCAGCAUGAGAAAGAAAGAGCCAAUUCCAUUUUCGCAUAAGUUCCCUAAUGCAGAUCCUUUGGCCUUAGACCUUUUGCAAAGGCUUUUAGCAUUCGAUCCGAAGGACCGCCCAACCGCUGAAGAGUCACUGUCUCAUCCCUACUUCAAAGGGCUUGCCAAGAUUGAGAGAGAACCAUCCUGCCAACCAAUCACAAAAAUGGAGUUCGAGUUUGAGCGUAGAAGAGUAACAAAAGAUGAUAUAAGGGAGCUUAUCUUUCGUGAAAUACUGGAAUACCAUCCACAAUUGCUCAAAGACUACACCAAUGGCACUGAGAGGACAACCUUUCUAUACCCAAGUGCCGUUGAUCAAUUCAGGAAGCAAUUUGCUCAUCUCGAAGAAAAUACUGAAAAUGGCCCUGUAGUUCCAAUGGAUAGAAAGCACACCUCUCUUCCUAGGUCUACUAUAGUUCACUCAGCUCCAAUUCAUGGCAAGGAACAACCCCGUAUUGGCCCAUCACGGGAUAAACCUUUGUCUGAGGAGUCUUAUAGAAAUUCUCGAGAUUCAGAAAUAUAUUCUGCCAAUCUCCAGAGGACCUCACAGGCUCCACAAAGAGUGCCAACAGCAAGACCUGGAAGAGUUGUUGGUCCAGUUCAGCCUUAUGAAAAUGGUAGCAUCAAUGAUCCAUAUGACCCACGAAGAGUGGUAAUGAACUCAGGCUAUCCUCCCCAACAACAAAUCCCACAAACAUACGGUUAUUAUCAGACGCCAGCAAAGUCAGCUUGCUCUGAGCCGUUGCAGGCUGAAAGGUAUACGCUGCACCAGCAGGCCUAUGCUUGUGCAAACAGUUCAACUGUGCCCGAUGUUGCUCUGGACAUGAGAGCACCCCCUUUCCAUCAAUCAUCAGGGCCGAAAAGGGGUUCUUCCGAUAGGUUGUCAGCAGAGACAAACCUAUACACGAGAUCCCUUAACGGCAUUGCUGCAACUACAUCAGGAGUGGCGGCAAGUGCUCACAGAAAGGUCAGCGUUGUUCCCUAUGGCAUGUCGCAGAUGUAUUAGUGGUCAAAAUCAUGAUACAUCUGACAUGCCUUUCUGGAGCUAUGCUGCUGGCCAGUGGAGAAACAGUGAGAAACAAACAACGCAUCAAGCUAGGGUGGAUGCGGCGAAGUUCACAGCGCAGGGCAGCUCAGGGUUCAUGAUAUUUGCAGUGUUGCCCUGCUUCUUGUAUUCCCUGUCUGAUAAGGAUGCACAUCCAACCGUGUUCAACUUCUUCGCGCUGUUUGGGCCAUCAGCUUGUAUCUGCCUGUGUGCCCUUUCGCCACAAUGAAGGGGGUAGUCCAGUGGCUUGUAAUCUGAGCAAUUUAGGCGCCAAAUAUUUUUCUAGAGUGAGGAGACAGAAGGGAAAGGAAGGAAUACUAACCCAUUUGCGGUUGUAUAGAGAUGUUUGUCAUCAAUGUGCAACUUCAGAAAGAUAUAAACUUACAAAACACACAGUUGCUUGGCUUC
Molecule: messenger RNA, 2389 nt
Organism: Lolium rigidum
Lineage: Eukaryota; Viridiplantae; Streptophyta; Magnoliopsida; Poales; Poaceae
Product: mitogen-activated protein kinase 10
Exons: 10
Coding region: 104-1942 (612 amino acids)
Biological process (GO): intracellular signal transduction; protein phosphorylation
Cellular component (GO): cytoplasm; nucleus
Molecular function (GO): MAP kinase activity; ATP binding
Source: RefSeq, a predicted model, not a curated record